Messenger RNA from Daphnia pulicaria, 1539 nucleotides. RefSeq lists its product as uncharacterized. Bases 226 to 1263 code for a protein of 345 amino acids. The transcript has 7 exons. The record is from RefSeq and is a predicted model, not a curated record. Lineage: Eukaryota; Metazoa; Arthropoda; Branchiopoda; Diplostraca; Daphniidae.
UUACAAUAUACCAAUUCGCACGUGACGCUUUCCUAAAUAGUCGCAUUUUUUUAAAAAAUACCUGGAUUUCGUUGCCAUACGUUGUUCCCCGUGUCCUGGUACCUGGCUACCUUUUGGGGUGGGGGAUUAAAGUCCUGCCACGUGGUUCACGACUUUAGAGUACUUUGGAUUCGUCUUCCACUGCGCUGCUCAACCCUUGGGCGGCCAACGUAAGACGUAAGACAAAUGGCUUCAGGUCUCGAUGACUCUGAGGCGCCUGGCUGUGCUUGGCCGGUGCGCCAAUCUUCUACCAACCAUGAUCCCAUGGUGGACGUAAUCGAAUCGGAAGACGAAUUAAUUAUUUUUCACGAGGAAGAGGAUGACGUUGAACCAUUAGCAGCCGGCGACAAAUCAACGAGUAAUGCUGGUGCCGCCGCCGCUGACCGAUCAACGCCUUAUAAAAUCUGUUUUGAAUUUUUGAGUCGAGGUUUUUGCAGCCGUACGACCUGCUCGUCGAAUCACAUUUGCGAGGAUGUUGUUCCCUACUUGCAGGCUAUGGAAUUGAUGGCGUCGAAAUCGCCCGAUAACCAUUACAAGAUAGUCUCUGUGCUUGAUGAUAUGCUGACAGUGGCGUCACCGCUACAUAAGCAAUUUGCGACGCACACUGACACUGACGUCAAUGACUUCACCUCCAAAUUGUUGAAGACAAUUGUACAGAAAAACCGUGAAAGGAAACAUUUGAGAAUUUCCAGGAAUGCUGCCAAUCUUGGUUUGAGAGCGAAUCAUCGCACGAGUCAUUACCUGGACGAGGUGGUGUACGACGUUUUGUGUUUCCUUGCUGAUGAAAGAAGUCCGUUUGUACCCGAUUGCAUAACGGGAUGCGUAGAGAUGAUUAUGCCCACCAUUCCAACGGGAGCUCAAUCGUGGUUAAGCUCCAAUCUGUUGAAAAAGAUUUGCAGCCACACGGGAGAGAAGAUAGAUAUCAGGUUGUCGCACGGAUGUUUCAAAACGCUGGUACAGCUCUGCCUCACCACUUUGGACUGGCCGACCUUGGAAAAAAUUUCCAGCAUUGUGCGCCAUUUGCGGGCCAACGGCGGGAAUUCAUCUUGGUUUCGUGAGGUAUCUGACUAUGUGUGCGCGUUUGCCAAACGGGCAGAGCCGAAGGUGUGGCUUCGGAGGAAACGCGUGGCUGAGGUUUUUCUCGAGAGCAUGGAAUGUGGCACUGCAGCGAAGCAUCCUAAAGGCGCCAUGACAAAGCUGGACCACGAAAGUAGGGGCAAAUGAAAUGUAUAACCUUCGAGGAUGGUCUAUGAGUUCCAAUACAAAUCAAAAAGUUCAGCAACAAAUACGGAAUGCAUAAUCAACAUCAUUUUGCCUCUUGGGCUUUUAUUUUCCUGCUGUUCUUUUCUUUAUUGAGCUCUGUAAUCUUCAUUUGCCUUGUGAUUGUUUCAGGUUCGGUUAGCAAUCAGUGGUGGAAAAGUUGUUUGGGAAAAAUUCCAAUUUCUGUAAUGAUGCUGUUUGUGUUGUUGUCUAGUGUGUGGGUAACAAAAGGAUAAAGUU